GGUGGCAACCCCUUCAAACACAGCUGUUUUGUGCACCGGCUGUAAAUAAAUCGUGGAAUUUUUGAUCAGAUUUGUUUAUUUACGACACCCCUCACUAACUAGGCUUAAUGACAGUCACUUACGUGGAGCGGGCUUAGUACAGAACCAGGAGCCACACGCCCACGCAUUGCACAUUCCGUAGAAGGCGGCAACGGCAAAGAACCGGGGGCGGCGCCUGUCGAGCUUCGGAGUACGUGGCAAUGAAACUGCAACUGAAACUCUGGUCAAAAACAAACUGAUCGUGCAAAUCUGCAUUUGUUACCAAUCUCGAUCCCAUUCCCAACCCGCCCACCAAGAUGACGGCCACAUUGCGUUAUCGUGGCGACAAAAGCAAUCUCCUGGAGUUUGCCAAGAAUUUGGAUGCGUUCAAAAAAGUACCGGAGAAGUACACAGAGACCACGGAAAUCGGGGGGACACUCUCCCUUCUGAGCCGCCUGCUGAUUGUGUACCUGGUCUACACGGAACUGCAUUACUACUGGCAUGAAACGGACAUUGUGUACCAAUUCGAACCGGACAUCGCCCUGGACGAGCAGGUGCAGAUGCACGUGGACAUCACGGUGGCCAUGCCCUGCGCCUCGCUAUCCGGCGUGGAUCUAAUGGACGAGACGCAGCAGGAUGUGUUUGCCUACGGAACACUGCAGCGCGAGGGCGUCUGGUGGGAAAUGUCUGAGCACGACCGGCUGCAGUUCCACGCCAUUCAGAUCCAGAAUCACUAUCUGCGCGAGCAGUUCCACUCGGUGGCCGAUGUGCUGUUCAAGGACAUCAUGCGGGAUCCGCAUCCGGCGCGGGAGAGUCCCUCCCAGAUGCCCGCUGCCCCGCCGCCAGGUGCUCUGCCGGUGGUGAUGGACCUGCACCAACCCAAUGGCCAGAACAACGGGGUUGCCCUGCCGGAGAACAAGUUCGAUGCGUGUCGUCUGCACGGAACUCUGGGCAUCAAUAAGGUGGCCGGAGUGCUCCAUCUCGUGGGCGGAGCACAGCCCGUGGUCGGACUCUUCGAGGACCACUGGAUGAUCGAACUGCGGCGCAUGCCGGCGAACUUCACGCAUCGCAUUAAUCGGCUUAGCUUCGGGCAGUAUUCGAGGAGGAUUGUCCAGCCGCUGGAGGGCGACGAGACAGUGAUCCACGAGGAGGCCACCACUGUGCAAUACUUCCUGAAGGUCGUGCCCACGGAGAUCCAUCAGACAUUCAGCACCAUCAAUACUUUUCAGUACGCCGUCACCGAGAAUGUGCGGAAACUAGAUUCCGAGCGAAACUCGUAUGGCUCUCCUGGAAUUUACUUCAAGUACGACUGGUCAGCUCUCAAGAUUAUGGUGGGCAACGACCGCGAUCACCUGGUCACCUUCGCCAUCCGACUGUGCUCGAUUAUAUCCGGAAUUAUUGUCAUCUCGGGCGCCAUCAAUUCACUGCUACUGGGCAUCCAACGUCGCCUGCUGCGCACUUUUGCUCCGGAGAUGUACCAGCGGCUGACCAAUGCCAAGGCCGCUCCUCCCGCUGCUGCUGCUGUUCCAUUAUCGGUUUCCGCCCAGGCUGCCGCAGCGCCGCCCGUCAACGACCUGCUGCACACGGCCAAUCUGAUGGCCAACGUGGACAUCUCGGCGUAUCUGCCCACGGCGCCACCGAAGCUCAAAGCUGGCCUCUAGCCUUUACAAUGCCAGCGAAUCUCACUCUGCAAUCUGCUAACCGAAUCUUCCCCCGUCACUUUAAACUAAUUUUUGUAUUCUU
This is a messenger RNA of Drosophila rhopaloa, 1761 nucleotides long. RefSeq names its product endoplasmic reticulum-Golgi intermediate compartment protein 2. Lineage: Eukaryota; Metazoa; Arthropoda; Insecta; Diptera; Drosophilidae. The transcript is spliced from 3 exons. Bases 336 to 1679 code for a protein of 447 amino acids. Gene Ontology annotation, cellular component: membrane; COPII-coated ER to Golgi transport vesicle; endoplasmic reticulum. The record is from RefSeq and is a predicted model, not a curated record. Gene Ontology annotation, biological process: endoplasmic reticulum to Golgi vesicle-mediated transport; retrograde vesicle-mediated transport, Golgi to endoplasmic reticulum.